Messenger RNA from Alosa sapidissima (American shad), 4238 nucleotides. RefSeq names its product kinesin-like protein KIF3C. Gene Ontology annotation, biological process: microtubule-based movement. Gene Ontology annotation, molecular function: ATP binding; microtubule motor activity; microtubule binding. Lineage: Eukaryota; Metazoa; Chordata; Actinopteri; Clupeiformes; Clupeidae. The record is from RefSeq and is a predicted model, not a curated record. Bases 535 to 2829 code for a protein of 764 amino acids. The transcript is spliced from 9 exons.
UUUCCCAUGGUUCAACGAUGGUCCGUCUGCAGUGAUGUAAAAAGGACUUGCUUACAUGAGACAACGUAAAGUGUGCGUAUGCGUACGGGUUGGGUUGUGUCUAUUGGCGUUUGUGUGUAUCUCUGUGUGUGUAUGCGUGAUCUAGCUCUCAUUGGGGCACGGAGCCGCCGCAUCCCCCAUCGCAGUGGCAAGAGCAGCUGCAUCGCCGACUCGGGCUGGGCUGCAGCGGCGGAAAGCCAAGGCGUCACCGACAUGCACGGAUUAUCACUUCACUGCUGUUGAAACGUGAUCUAAAGGGUGUUUACGAGCGACAACGUGUGUAUGAUUUCAUUCAUUGGUUAUUGUGUGCGGCUAGCGCUGUCUUUUGUUUAUGAAAUUUUCGCAGCAGAGAUUCGGGGGGAGAGUAAAUAUGCUUACAGUAGACGCAGCAAAUACAGUCUACCAUCGCGUGAUGCCUUAUGACAGCUGAUUUGAUCAGUCUCGUGAGCAAGGUUUCAGAUUUUUGUUGUUGACACCCCGGAAUCAAAGAAGAAAAUGUCCAAAACCAAGAAUUGUGAGACGGUAAAGGUGGUGGUUCGGUGCCGUCCGCUCAACCAGAAGGAGGAGGCGGCUGCUUACGAGAAUGUCGUUGACAUGGAUGUAAAAUUGGGACAGGUCGCGCUGCGGAACCCCCGGGCCGCCCCCGGCGAGCUCCUCAAAUCCUUCACCUUCGACGCAGUGUAUGAUGCCAGCUCGAAGCAAGGCGACCUGUACGACGAGACUGUACGGCCGCUCAUAGACUCAGUUCUUCAAGGCUUCAAUGGCACCAUCUUCGCCUAUGGCCAGACUGGCACUGGGAAGACAUACACCAUGCAGGGCCAGUGGCAGGAUCCGGAGAAGCGCGGUAUCAUCCCUAACACGUUCGAACACAUAUUCACGCAUAUAUCUCGCUCACAGAACCAGCAGUACCUGGUGCGCGCCUCCUACCUGGAAAUUUACCAGGAGGAGAUCCGGGACCUUCUCGGUAAGGACCACAGCCGCAAGCUGGAGCUCAAGGAGAACCCGGAUUCGGGGGUCUACAUCCGUGACUUAUCCUCCUUCGUUACAAAGAAUGUCAAAGAGAUCGAGCAUGUAAUGAACGUGGGCAACCAAACGCGCUCCAUUGGUUUCACAAACAUGAAUGAGCACAGCUCGCGCUCGCAUGCCAUCUUUCUCAUCACGGUGGAGUGCAGUCAGAUGGGGCCCGAUGGGCAAAACCACAUUCGGGUGGGCAGGCUCAACCUGGUGGACUUGGCAGGCAGCGAGCGGCAGGCCAAGACCGGCGUCCGGGGAGAACGUCUGAAAGAGGCCACCAAGAUCAACCUGUCACUGUCAGCGCUGGGGAACGUUAUCUCAGCGCUGGUGGACGGACGCAGCUCACACGUCCCUUACCGCGACUCCAAACUCACGCGGCUGCUCCAGGACUCCUUGGGCGGCAACGCCAAAACACUGAUGGUGGCCACCCUUGGGCCGGCUGCCUACAACUACGAGGAGAGCCUCACCACGCUACGCUACGCCAACCGCGCCAAAAACAUCCGCAACAAGCCGCGCGUCAACGAGGACCCCAAAGACGCUCUUCUGAGGGAAUUCCAGGAGGAGAUCGCCAGGCUGAAGGCCCAGCUGGACAAGCGAGGGGUCUUGACAAAGGAGAGAAAAGAGAGGAAGAUGAAGCGAAUCACAGAGGAUGGGGAGUCUGAUGGAGAGCUGAAAGAUGAAGAGGAGGAGGACGAGGAGGAGGUAGAGGAGGUAGAGGAGAGCAGUGUGGAGAAGGAGGCCAGGGCCUAUGUGCAACAGCAACAGGCGAGACUGGAGCAGGAGAAGGCAGCCAUCAUGGAUGACCGCAGCCUGGUGGCGGAGGAGAAGCACAGGCUCCUGGAGGAGAAGGAGAAGAUGGUGGGAGACUUGAGGAAGGAGCAGGAGGCCGCCGAGCUUCUUACCACUAAAGUCAAGGCACUGGAGAGCAAGCUCCUGGUUGGGGGGAAGAACAUCAUGGAUCACACCAACGAACAGCAGAAGAUGCUGGAGCUUAAGAGGCAGGAGAUUGCAGAACAGACACGCAGCGAGAGGGAGAUGCAGCAGCAAAUGCUGGCUCAGGAUGAGGAGACCCUGGAGCUCAGAGAGACCUUCUCCUCGCUGCAGCAGGAGGUGGAACUCAAAACCAAGAAACUCAAGAAGUACAAAAAGUUGUAUGCAAAGCUGCAGGCAGUGAAGGCUGAGAUCCAGGACGUGAACGAUGAACAUGUGAGGACCCGGCAGGAGCUAGAGCAGACUCAGAAUGAGCUCACCAGAGAGCUGAAAUUCAAAUACCUGAUUAUUGAGAACUUCAUCCCACCUGAGGAGAAGAACAAGAUCAUGAACCGCCUGGUGUUCGACACCGAGGAGGACCAAUGGAAGUUCCAACCCCUCGUUCCUUCAGAAAACAAACACACUCAGAUGAAGAGGAGACCGGCCUCCGCGGUGGGCUACAAGCGACCAAUCAGCCAGUACGCCAGGGUUGCCAUAGCGAUGGGAGCCCAUUCCAGAUAUAGGGCGGAGAAUAUCAUGAUCCUGGAGCUGGACAUGACCCCACCCACCAUGUUCCAGCUGGAGUUCGCCAAGGCAGGUGCAGAGGCCGAGCCGAACAGGGAGCUGCACCUGGACAACGCCACCUACCGGGAGAGGUCCACUGCCCCACGGGUCAGGAAGUCCCGCUCAUGGUGCCAGGCCCCUCGAGCGCUGUCCUCAUCCCCCUCCACUCUCUCGCUGGCGUCCUCAGGGUCUCACAGCCUGCCCCAUCCUCACAGCUCCACGGCAACCAAAGUCCACCAAUGAGAGGAGAGGAACCCCCGCCUCCUCCUGCCUGUGUAACUUCACCGCACCAGCGAGGAGUGAUUGUGAACGGUUUAUAACCUCUGAGGAAACACAGAUUGCUUAAUGCUUCGUCAUGGUGUCAGGCGUCCACAGAGUUACUUAAUGCUUUGUCAUGGUGUCAGCGUCCAUUGAAAUCAACUGGACAUUUCCUCUCUUCUUCAUCAUCAGUCUUCUACUUCCCCUCUUUCUACCUAUCUCUCUCUCUCUGUCUCUCUCUCUCUAUCUCUCUCUACCUAUCUCUCUCUCUCUGUUUCUCUCUCUGUCCUCCUCUCUCUCUCUCUCUCUCUCUCUCUCUCUAUGUAUAUUUCUUGUCCUCUGUUCCUCUCUCACAGACCUGUGAUGACUUGAACAGCCGUGUGGAACUGCCAGCCAACGUUGUGCCUGGUGGAGGCCUUCAUGAUUCCACUCUCAUAACACAAACAGCCACUUGCUAUUUGACACUCUUGCGUUUUGUACAUUACCUCGAGUUUUUUUUUAGGCAAACACAUCUUUUCUCCAGGCAAAUGAAUAAUGUUUACCAGAAAAGGGACCUAAGUCCCAUCAACGGAUGCACCAACACCAGAGAUAUCCAGGUCACAGCCUUCAGCCAAGUGUGUGUGUGGGGGGUCAACCAUGAGAAACCUACCAAAGUCCACCAGGAGAGGAGCUGGAGUUGCCAUUUUUAUUUGAACAAACAACUGAACUGCUUCCCCAACAUGCAUGGCACUAGGGGAGUCCUGGUGCCGUGUGUAUGACAUUUGGGGAUUUGAGGUGUGACGCUGGAGUUUAGUCACAGUACUCUGACCUCGCUGUGACCUCCACUCCCCCGCGUUGACCUCUGAAUUGUACAGAAAGGACCAAAAGAAGAAGGAUUUUGGAUUGUGGAUGUAAACAAACUCCCAAUCUCACAACUCCUUUUUCUCAUUUUGUCUAUCUCUCUGUCUGUCUGUCUCUCUCUCUCUCUCUCUCUCUCUCUCUCUCAAUCUAUCGCUCUCUUUCUGCAUGUCUUUUGUGUCUUUGUGAAUCUGGUCUGAACUGGUUUUGUGAGUAGCUGGUUUGCUGUAAGCCAGACAGUGGGUAUUUUAAUGAAUUCUGGGGCUUAAACCUUUAAUAAUUGCUUAACCUUGGUGACAACUGGAGGUGGCUCUGGUAUACGGCAAUAUCUUUUGAAAGUGCAGUGGAACUAACAAUAACUCACACACAUAAAAACACACAUCGCUGAGCGGUAACAGCCAUGCAGAAUAUCUUUGUGCUGAAUGCCCCCUGUUCUGUAAUUAAUGUACAUAAUGGAAAUGUUUUCUUGUCUUUUUUUUUGUUAUGAAAUCCUAUUGACAUUGUAUAUUCAGAUAUGUGUUAAAAUAUGAUUAGCGACAUAAAGAGUUGCAGUUGGA